Molecule: messenger RNA, 1491 nt
Organism: Hirsutella rhossiliensis
Lineage: Eukaryota; Fungi; Ascomycota; Sordariomycetes; Hypocreales; Ophiocordycipitaceae
Product: serine aminopeptidase, s33 domain-containing protein
Exons: 1
Coding region: 1-1491 (496 amino acids)
Biological process (GO): lipid catabolic process
Molecular function (GO): triacylglycerol lipase activity
Source: RefSeq, a predicted model, not a curated record
AUGCGACUCGCCCGCGGACUCGCCACGGUUGCCGCGGCGCCGUGGCUGCUGUCGUCGACGGUAGACGCCAUCGGCUGGCCGCCCUAUCUCCUCCCCGAGUCGCUGCCCUUUCGCCUCUCCGACUCGCAGAUGGCAGCUGCCAACCUGACCGCUGCCGCCGCCGACGCCAUCAGCGCCGCCGUGCGGUUCGAGCGCUCCAACUGGGCCGCCGGGUCCGUCCGCUCCGACCCCUUUUACACGGCCCCGGACGGCCAACACGCCCCGCCCGGCGCCGUCCUCAAGGUCGAGCCCUUGACCAACACGAGCCGGUACACCGUGGCGCCUGCGCUGGCCCUGUCGCGCAUCGUCUACCAGUCGCGCGCCCUCGACGGAUCCGCCGUGCCCGUCUCGGCCUUUGUCCUCUGGCCCUACCUCCCCCGCGUCGGCUCCAAGGCGCCCCUGGUCGCCUGGGCACACGGGACCUCGGGCGUCUUCGCAGAGUGCGCCCCCUCGCACGUCCGCAACCUGUGGGCCCAGUUCUCGGCCCCCUACGCCCUCGCCCUCGCGGGCUUCGCCGUCGUCGGCACCGACUACGCCGGCCUGGGCGUGUCUGUCGACGACGGACGCGGUCGCGAGCCCAUCACGCACCAGUACCUUGCCUCGCCCGCCGCCGCCAACGACCUGCUGUACGCAGCCAAGGCCGCCCACGCCGCCUUCCCGCGCGCCCUGACCGAGGACUUUGUCGUCGUGGGCCACUCGCAGGGCGGCGCCGCGGCCUGGGCGGCCGCCCAGCAGCAGCUCGAGGCCAAGGUGCCCGGCUACCUCGGCGCCAUUGCCGUCGCGCCCAUCACAAACGCCAUUGAGCUCGCCAGCCGCGGGCCCGAGUUCAGCAUCGGCCUCCUGCAGACCGCCAAGUCCAUCGUCUCCGUGCUGAGAAACGUGUCGCUGUCGAGCAUGCUGACACCGGCGGGCAUCCGACUCCUGAACCUCGUCGAGGACGUCCAGGGCUGCAACUCGGUCUGGACCGCCGCCCUCGCCGCCAUAGUAGGCGCGGAUCCCCAGAGGGCCCUCGUGCACGGCGACUUCAUCCAGUCAGACGACGCCGAGCGCUUCGCCAACCUAUCCGUGGCCGGCGGCAAGGACUUCGCCGAGCCGCUGCUGGUGCUCCAGGGCACGGCCGACCAAGUCAUUCCAGAGGACCUGACUGCCAAGUAUGUCAACAAGACUUGUCAAGAAUUUCCCCGUCGCCAGCUUCACUAUGUCAAGGCCCGUGCCAUGGGACACGACUCCAUCCUGUACGCCACGCAGCAGAUCUGGCUCGACUGGCUCGACCAGCGCUUUGCGGAGGGGAGACGCCGUCGCGGCCAGGGUGACCAGGGCCGCGAACGCCCACCUAAAGGCGAGUGCUCGGUUCGUGAGAUGGGCGCCGACGCACCGCGGCCGCUGGAUCAGUAUCAGCAAGGGCUGACGUACGCUCUCGAGUACGCGGCGGAUGAGUAUAUGGUGGCAUGA